AUGGUCGCUCUGGUCGAUGAUCUCCAGUGGGCUAGGGAUAAAGGUGAAAGUUGUUUCCUAGUUCUGCUGGAUUUCUCAGUGGCCUUUGAUACCAUCAACCAUGACAUCCUUCUGGACCGUCUAGAGGGGCUGGGAGCUGGGGGCACUGUUAUACAGUGGUUCCGCUCCUUCCUCCUGGGCCGUGUUCAGAAAGUGGUGGUGGGGGAUGAGUGUUCAGACCCCUGGGCUCUCACUUGUGGGGUGCCUCAGGGUUCUGUCCUCUCCCCCAUGCUUUUCAACAUCUACAUGAAGCCGCUGGGAGAGAUCAUCAGGGGGUUUGGGCUGUGUGUUCAUCAGUAUGCAGUUGAGCUCUACCUCUCUUUUAAAUCAGAAGCAGAGGAAUGGAGAGUGGAAACAAGGAAACUCUGUGGCAAGAAAAAUCCUUUCAGACUCCAUUUACUUCUGCCUCCCUCCCAGGAACCUGCAGCUUGUUUAAACUUCUGA
Molecule: messenger RNA, 483 nt
Organism: Podarcis lilfordi (Lilford's wall lizard)
Lineage: Eukaryota; Metazoa; Chordata; Lepidosauria; Squamata; Lacertidae
Source: the annotation of a GenBank genome assembly